ACAACUGAUAAUAUAUAGGACUUCAUUCUACCAUCUUUCUGUGAGAUUUUAGAUCAACUCACCCCGUACAAUCACGACAGUCAGUGUUAGCAUCGUGGGAUUAGCUCUUGCACUCGGGUUGUUAAUAGCUAAGACGAAUCACACACAAACCGUGAAGUGGAUAGUGCGACAGUGGAUAUCCGCAGUAUAUCGAAUAUUAGUGGUGCAAAAUUAGCUAGUUAAAUUCUUGCUGAUUAGUUCUGAUAAAUAAUUCUUGCUCCUGUCACUGAGGUAGUUAGUAAAGACUGCACGAGGGUUGGCACGUUUUUUCGCACUUCCACUUCCUCACCGUAAUCACACCUGUGCUGAAUUCAGUUCCAAUAAUUAUGAAUAUUACCUUUGUGUGGGAGGGUAAAUAUUUGGCUUCGUUGUUGUUGCUGUUGUUUGGCGGUGUAAGCUUGAUAAAGCCUUCGGGAGAUCGGUUGGCAGCUUCUGGCACUGUGAUUGACCCGUACGAAGAUGUUGAGUAACAUCAAUGGAAAUUUUUACUACUUGACUUUCGCACUACCGGCUCUCUGAUUCAAGUUGUUUUUAGCUACUAAAAGUGUACAGAAAAUCUCAUUUACUCCACGAGCUGCGGCUACAGCAACAACAAAACACUUCGCAUGACACACAACGCAAGCGACGUCAGCGAUGAAAACCGAAUGGUGGAAACUCACCACCAGGGAUGCCACAUCACAUUAGCAAUAAAGCGCUUUAUAAGCCUAAUCAUAAUCAAAAGUAGGAAAAUUAAUCGAUCGUAGCAGUCCCAGUGAACAUUACAGCACGAAAUUACCAACAGGGAUGUCAAACUAUUUACAACUCCGGCGUCCCACAACCUUCUCGCGACUUCAGCAGGUCAUACCCAAGCCUGAACAAGCUCUUCCAAAACAUGGAGGCCUGCCACUAUGGGAAAAUCUGCCAUUGGACCAGAAGCUGCCGGCCAAGGCAUGUCCAAUUCACCCGCCUAGUUUCAGCAGAGGACGCCUAGGGGAUGUUCCGUGGAUCAAACCGAAUGAUUAUGGGUUCGAUUUGAGCGACCCGUUGAGUCUAGAAGUGUCCUACCGCUAUCUACAACCCCACGACAAAAAUCUAAAGUACUAUUUUCGCGAUCGAAGAGUGAGAGAGAGCUUGAAGUACCACAACUUAAUUAACGAUACAAAUGAAGUCAUUUGCACAUUGGCGGAGUUCAACCGGUUUAGAUAUUAUUUGUGGAAACUUCACAAACACGAAAUUCGCAAAGAGUUUCAAAAAUUGGAUCAUGUCUGGUGGCAGCGGUUUCGUGAUCAGAAAGCAGCGCUGCACAUCAAAAAAUACUAUGAUUUUGAAGGAAAAGCACAACGGAAUCGAUGUACUGCAAAGAAUCUUUGGGAGGCCAAAAGACUAAAAGCUUUGAAGUUAAAAGCAAAAUACGAGCGGCAGUUGCAAAGGUUCCUGGCGUGCCGUGAGAAUGAGAAACAAAUUAAAAUGAUCGAUGGCCAUCGACGGGCAUUGAAGGUCCAAUACAACAACGCACUGUUACAGGCAUCAACGAAAUCUUAUCGAUUGAGAUUGAAACGUAGACUUCGAGAGAAGGACCACAUGAGACGACGACGGAUGGCGAUAAUUAAAAGGAGAAUAUCAGAAUCGAAACGGAUUAUGAAAAAAGAACGCUACAAGUUGCUCUUCAUUUCGGCCCAAGAAGCGGAAGCAAAUCGACAGGAACUUCUGAACAGUUUCCUGCAGCAAACAAAAUCCAACGUGCAAAAACGUAUGAUGCGGUCGCUCGCUCUGCAGGAGCGUUUCGAGCAGCAACUUACCCUCCGUAAAACGCAAAACCUUUCCAGCAAGUACCGCAAACGUUCCAAGGAAGCUCUGAUGAGAGCCAUGCUGAAGGCAUGGCACAACAUUCGCGUUCGACUACCGGAUAUGUCUAAACAGUUGUCACGUGCUUCCGUUGAACACGCAGUUAACAUUGCGUACCACAUGCACACAACCAUCAGUCCAACGAUCAGCAGUACUCAAAUUAUUGACACCGCUCGACAGUUGAUAAACGAUUUUGCCAAUAUGCCCUCAGAGCAGCUUCCGUUGGAUCGUCAAAUCAUGAAGUACACCAGCGAUGCGUUGCAAAGCAUUAUGGGACAGAUCAAAGAGCAGGUCGUUCAUGCCGGAUGUAAACUGAUUGAGCAGGUCGCUACCAAGAUGCGAAAUCGAAUGCAGUCUGCCGAGCGUCGACGAACGUCUUUGUGCGGUCCAUGGAGUUGUCGUUGGCACCGUCCGUCUUUGGACAGCAGUUCCACCAGUGAAGGCCUUCGGGUUUCGAUAGGAGAGAUACAGAUUGUUGAUGAAUUUCAAACCGAGCAGGAGCAGUUUAAAAAGUCCCGUAAUCGGCCACCGACACCAGUAACAUCGGUAACCUCACUGGUCGAACACCUGGUAGAUUCAAACGAAAUGAUUUCUCCAGCGAGUGACCUGGAAAUUCCGUCAACUGUUACGGCGUAUAUCGAGCGACGCAUUACAACCGAAGAUUAUCCGCUAAUUCAUCUGACUGUGAGACAGAAGCGCUAUUUGGAAACGAACCUAAUGAAGUUCCGUACGAUAGUCUGUCGGAAUGUGGAGAGUCGGGUUCUAACCUCAAUCGAUGUUAUGCAGCUGGAAAUAAUACGUCGGAAGUUCCAGAGACCGUGUCACACAAAAGAAUCUCUCGCUGAAGAAACUGCUCAUUGUAUUUUAGUUUUUCCCAAGGAGGACCAACGUUAUGCUCAACUGUUGCUGGAUGUUAUAAAUCUUCUUGACAGCGAGGUUUGCAGUGAGCUAGAAGAUAUUUUAAAUGCACCCUAGAAAAUUAUCGGCGA
This is a messenger RNA of Wyeomyia smithii (pitcher-plant mosquito), 2852 nucleotides long. RefSeq lists its product as uncharacterized. NCBI's taxonomy places the organism in Eukaryota, Metazoa, Arthropoda, Insecta, Diptera, Culicidae. Bases 823 to 2838 code for a protein of 671 amino acids. The transcript is spliced from 8 exons. The record is from RefSeq and is a predicted model, not a curated record.